Molecule: messenger RNA, 3705 nt
Organism: Ylistrum balloti
Lineage: Eukaryota; Metazoa; Mollusca; Bivalvia; Pectinida; Pectinidae
Product: integrin alpha-9-like
Exons: 22
Coding region: 1-3198 (1065 amino acids)
Biological process (GO): cell-matrix adhesion; integrin-mediated signaling pathway; cell adhesion mediated by integrin
Cellular component (GO): integrin complex; external side of plasma membrane
Molecular function (GO): integrin binding
Source: RefSeq, a predicted model, not a curated record
AUGAUAUUCCACAGCAUUCUCAUCAUGAUUUUAUCUACAGUUUUUAUAUUAUUUGUGGUUAAAGUUACUAAAACCAACAGUUUAAAUUUGGAUGUUGGAAAAGCACAUAUAUUUUCUGGACCAAAGGACAGUUUCUUUGGAUAUUCUGUGGCCUUUGUUAAGAAUGGAGAAAAUGAGAAAUGGAUUUUGAUUGGUGCCCCUCGAGCCAAUGAUUCGUCAUACCCUGGGUUAUCGAAGCCUGGAGGACUAUACAAAUGUCAGAAGGAUCUACAGCCAUCCUGUGAAAUGAUUUCUAAUAUCAACAUAGGUAUGUACGACGUAUCUGAUAACUGGAUGGGCGGGUCACUGGAUGUUGGACAACAAUUUAUACUGGUGUGUGGUCACCGAUGGACGAGAUCAUAUGAUGAAAAUUUUAGCAUGAAUGGAAUUUGUGUUGAAAUGGGACGAGAUUUUGAUGAGUCAAGGACUCGAAAAUACCUAGAUGAUCCUGAUAAGCAAGUUGAUGUCAACGAUAAACUUAUUUAUCGUAUUGGGGCUAUGGGCAUGUCCUGUGCGUACGCACCCACGGGUAAGUCACGGUUAGUUGAGAAGGCUAUGGGAGCUCCUGGAAUAUAUGAAAGUACAGGGGGAGUGGUCAAACGCACUGACUAUGACCAAUCCACUGAUGUAGUACACUUCAGUGACCUGAGCCAGACCGAGGGUCAGCUGUACGGGUAUUCGUUGACGUUCGGGAAGCUAUACGGAGGUGAAGCUUUCAAUUUGAUUAUAGGUGGACCUCGUGAUGGAAUGACUGGUCAGGUUAAAAUUCUGAAGGAUAAGACAAACAACUUUGAUCUGAUACAACAGCUGCCUGGUGAACAGGUAGGGAGCUACUUUGGGUCAGCUCUUGCGACCACGCCUCUAAAAGCUGGUGAGCCAGAGUACUUACUGGUGGGAGCCCCUAUGUAUUCUGCUUACAACAGAAAUAACUGGAACAUUAACGGAGAGAUCGGCAAAGUUUACAUCUACAGAUAUGACCCUGAUGCUGGAAAGAUGUUGCUCACCCAAACAUUUAACGGAAGUCAAUCAGAUGGAGCCCGAUAUGGAACGGCUGUUUCUAGUCUUAAUGAUAUAAAUGGAGACACUUACUACGACAUUGCUAUUGGUGCUCCAUACGAGGAUGAAGGACGUGGUGUUGUGUACGUAUACAAUGGAUAUCACGGUGGAUUCUGGCCCAAAGAGACACAAAAGUUACGAGGAAGGGACAUAAAUCCAAGUCUAAGGACUUUCGGAGCAGCCAUCUCAAAGCCCUUUCUGUACAACGAUGAUGCCUUUUAUGAUACUCUGAUUGGAGCAUUUAUGUCUGACAAGGCAGUGUUAAUGUUUUCCCAACCAACCAUAAACAUGCAGGUUACUAUGAUGAUAGGUGACACAAUAACUAACGACAUUAUAAUGGAGGACACAGAAAAGUUCACAGUGAAACUCUGCUUUUCAUAUGGGGGAAAAGGCCUCCCCAGUGAAGCAGAUGUGGAGUUUAUGGUAGAUGUUGAUACCAACGCGAUCGGAAAACACAGAAGAGUCGUUUUAGAGAGUGGUGGUUACAACAUCAAUGGAAGUAAGACCGUACAAGGAUCAUUAACGCAAACCUGUGUCCUACCUCCGUAUACUGUCAUAGUACAGUCACAUACAGACCUGUUUGUGCCAGUAGUAUUUUCCACUACCUACAACAUCAGGAAUGAUAUUGUGAGCAGAUGUAAAAAUAAUGUGUGUCCAACAGUGAACACAUUCAAUGGUGCACAGGCGAACCCAACCAUUCAAGGAUUCAAUAAAGAGUUGGCGCUACAGAGACCAGGAUGUGGAGAAGAUAAUGUCUGCCAAGUCGAUAUAAAUGUCAACGCCAAAGCUAAAUUCACACAUCCAGAUACAGACCUAAUUGUCGGAGAAGACGCCAAGUUUGAGUUAGAUGUUCAGAUGGAGAAUAAAGGUGCAGACUGGGCAUAUUCACCGUUUGCCGAGAUUGAGGUUCCAGAAUACAUUGACUUUGUUAUGUCAGAGCCAGCAGAUGUCGCAUGUUACACAAGUUCAUCCAAACAGCUGGUGUGUCAAAUUCCUGAAGUGUUGAAAGCUAAUGGAGGCAAAUAUUUUAAUUUGAAAUUUGAGGCCUCUAAAGCUCCAGUAAAGGACUUUGUAAUUAAAGUUGAAGGGCACACUAUUAGCACAGAUACUAAUCCUGGAAACAACCAACAAAUCAUCUCUGUCAGUGUGAGGUCAAAGGUCUACGAGGAGUUCAGAGGCAAUUCCAUUCCCGAGAUCUACGUUACCAAAGAGGAAACUGAUGUGAAGCUUGUCACACACAAAUUUGACUUUGAGAACAAUGGGCCCAGUGCUUUAACAUCAGAAACCGAAUUCAAGGCCAGAUUUCCAUUCCUGAGAAUUGACAACCAAGACCUAUUUGUCCUUCAGCAAUUCAUUGUGACCACUCAACUGGACAAGGUUGUGAAUGUGUCAAGUUCUGAAACUACUUCUGUCCGGUGUUGGGUAAACAGAGAUAACUCUCGGAACUACAUGGCUGUUACUACUGAGGAUGGAGAGGGCGUGGUCAGCCACAAGUUCAGCAUCCAAGAUUUCUUCAACUUUGAGGUCAAUGCAGUGAAAAAGGAUUGUCAGACGGAUGAAUGUGACUCAUUUACUUGUGGCAUGGUUCCCAUACCUGCUGGAUUCGCUGUCUCCAUAACAAUGAACUUUACCCUCAGUCCUAAAACACUCGAUAAGGUUAAGGCAAGUGUUAAUGAUGAGCUGAAGGAAGUGAAGAUCUUGUCUGUAAUGACCAUUGAUUAUCCAGACGAUAUCUCUUUGAUAGAGCAGGAGGCGGAAGCAAACACACAAACGGCAGCCAUCGUGGUCCUGCCAAACAAGCCAGUAGACGAGAGUAUUGCAUGGUGGAUCAUCCCCGUAAGUGUCCUUGGUGCUAUCGUUCUCUGUGUCGCCAUUGCCUGGAUUUUAAGGAAGUUUGGAUUCUUCAAGAGAAUGAAAAUGCCGGAAGGAGACCAAGUGCUUAUGCAGCCUGUUACAACAAAUGGGAAUCAUGAUGGAGACGCCCCAGUAGACAACGAGGCUACUAACGGAACUGUAAACAAUGACAAUGAGCAGUUUGUUGAAAAAGUAGAUGAAACUGAAAAACUUAUGGAUCCUGUUGAUUUAACGGAGGAGAAUAAUUAAUCUUAAAUUUACAUAAACAGGAAUGUUACCUGUUUUAAUGUAUAUGAAACCCACUAUAAACAUGCUGAACUGAUUUCCAAGUUCUGGGUUUUAAUAUCAUUGUCAUUCUCUACAUCAUACCAAAACAUUUGAUAAUGUUAAUUACUCUAUACCUUAUCUGAAGGAGAACAAUACCCGGCAAUACAUCGUAAGACAAUUAAAUAUAAUUGGAUUAAUGACGGAUUUAAGAUAAGGAAAGUAAGAUGACAGGUUUAAGAUGAUAGUGUAAGAUGACAAGUUUAAGAUGACAGAUUUAAGAUGAUAGUGCAAGAUGACGGGUUUAAGAUGAUGGGUUUAAGAUAAAAGUGUAAGAGGACAGAUCUUUGAUGACAGGUCUAAGAUGAUAGUGUAAGAUGACAGGUUUAAGAUGAUAAUGUAAGAUGAUGGGUUUAAGAUGAUAAUGUAAGAUGACAGGUUUAAGAUGAUAAUGUAAGAUGACAGGUUUAAGAUGAUAAUGUAAGAUGACAG